Molecule: messenger RNA, 876 nt
Organism: Eurypyga helias (sunbittern)
Lineage: Eukaryota; Metazoa; Chordata; Aves; Eurypygiformes; Eurypygidae
Gene: TASL
Product: chromosome unknown open reading frame, human CXorf21
Exons: 1
Coding region: 1-876 (291 amino acids)
Biological process (GO): regulation of toll-like receptor signaling pathway
Source: RefSeq, a predicted model, not a curated record
AUGCUGUCAGAAGGUUACCUUUAUGGAAUUGCCUACCUUUGUGAGGACCUAAACCCUGAGCUCCACAGCAAGACUUCGGCUGAGGAAAUGGUGUAUGAAAUGAGCUCCAUUAAUAAUUCUUCCACAGAGGAAGCACAAGGAAAAACCCUUCUUCAGAGGUGCAGAUCUGCUGGCAAGUGCAUUUCCUCAGUCUGCUCUAGAGGCAGCAAACACAGCAGAAGGCAGAAGGAUAAUCUCCUACAGCCUACACAGCAGCCCGCACGGGCAGGGCAGCCAUCUCCAGCUCCGCAUGCCUGCGAGGGGCUAACAAGAAAAGACACCUACCUGGUUCCAUCUUCCUGCAAAAGCAUUUGCAAGAACUACAAUGAUUUGCAUAUAGCUGGGGACUAUGUGGUGCCUAUUAGCUCAGUCACGACAGAUUUUACCUGUGACAGCGGCAUAGGCCCCUUCUUGGAGUCGUCAGAGAUUCCUCCUCCCAUGGAGUCCAUGAGGGUCCCCCCCAGCGACACCAACCGCAAGCCAGUCCAAGGCUACUCCUCGUGCUGGCGGAUAGCGAGCUUAGUGCCCCACCAGCAGCCCCUCUCUGACUCGGCCCUGAACGACUACCUUGAACAGAAGCUGGUGGAACUGUAUAAACAGUACAUCAUGGAUAACACAGCAAACAGGGCAUCCCCAACUCAGAUCCUGGCCUCGGAGCUUAUCAUGACUAAUGUGGAUCAAAUCAGCCUCCAGAUAUCACGGGAGAGGAAUAUGGAGACCACUAAGGCCAAGGACAUUGUCAUUAGCCGCUUCUUACAAAUAGCCAGUGGAAAGACGUACUCAGAAAUCAGCACACCCAGCCUGCAUAUUUCCCAGUACAGCCACAGUAAUGCAUAG